Molecule: messenger RNA, 2383 nt
Organism: Athene cunicularia (burrowing owl)
Lineage: Eukaryota; Metazoa; Chordata; Aves; Strigiformes; Strigidae
Gene: ZBTB25
Product: zinc finger and BTB domain containing 25
Exons: 2
Coding region: 522-1871 (449 amino acids)
Biological process (GO): regulation of transcription by RNA polymerase II
Cellular component (GO): nucleus
Molecular function (GO): protein binding; RNA polymerase II cis-regulatory region sequence-specific DNA binding; DNA-binding transcription factor activity, RNA polymerase II-specific
Source: RefSeq, a predicted model, not a curated record
CCAGGGGAGGCUGCGCUCCCCGCCGCCCACUGCCGCUGCUUCCCCCCCCCUUCCCCGCGCAAUAAUUUUUAGCUGAAACAAUAGCGAAUAUCAGCAUUUAUUUGCAGAGGGGCCGCUGGCGGGGCGGGGCGGGCCGGCACAACACAACGGGGGCUUUGUUGGGUGGCACAGGGCUCCCUCUGUGCGCGGAGCGGCGGCGAGCGCCGUGCGGGAGAAAACCCGAGCCGAGGGCCGGGCGAAACGCGAGCGAGGUUUAAAGUUAGUGCCGACGCACCACGGGGAGUAGGUGAUUUGUGGGAGAAACGGCUCUGCGUGUAGGUGGCACGGCGAAAAGUCCCGGAUAGGUUUUGAGCUCACUGAACGUGGGUUUGGGUGGUGUCGGUAGGAGAAAUUAUUAACUCGGGGUGCAGGGACCGUCUGGAGGAGGGAAGAGGCCCCGCGCCGUGCCGGGCGCCAGGCUGGUUUCCGUGGUGAGAAACCCACCUCCGAGCCUUCGGGAGCUGUGGGGUUUCCUCCGGAACAUGCUGAACGUCUCGUUCCCUUGCUCUCAGGCACACGCCAUGGAUACGACCGGCCACAGCGUCCUCCUCCUCCAGCAGCUGAACAUGCAGCGGGAGUUUGGUUUUCUGUGUGACUGCACAGUUGCCAUUGGAGAUGUUUACUUCAAAGCCCACAGAGCGGUGCUCGCUGCUUUUUCAAACUAUUUUAAGAUGAUAUUUAUUCAUCAGACGAGCGAAUGCAUAAAGAUUCAGCCUACAGACAUCCAGCCUGACAUAUUUAGUUACUUGUUGCAUAUCAUGUACACGGGGAAGGGACCAAAGCAAACCGUCAGCCAGAGCCGACUGGAGGAGGGCAUCCGCUUUCUCCAUGCAGACCACCUCUCCCAUAUCGCGAUCGAGAUGAACCAAGCGUUCUCCCCAGAGCCAGUCCAGUCGUCAAACUUGUACGGGAUCCAGAUCUCGACUGCGCACAAACCCGUGAAGGAACGCCUGGGAGUGAAGGAGAGUCUGCCCAAAGUGGGCAGCAGGUCGUCUGCCCAGGGUGACCACCCGCAGCUGCAGCUCUCUCUGGCCAUUGGCCUGGACGACAGCUCCCUGGACCAGCAGGUCGCUCGCCCCUCUGCUCAGCCCCCUGCUCUCACCAAGCCGGCAGAAGAGCGUCCGAAGCUCUCGGUCUCCAUAAAGCAGGAGAGGUGCGACUCGGAGCCCCUGGUGUCCCAGAGCUGCACCCCUCCCUCUCCAGAGGUAGCCAGCUCCAUCUUUGCUAAGGCCAGCCUCAAGGUACACUUGUGUCACUACUGCGGGGAGCGGUUCGACUCCCGGGGGGGCCUGCGACAGCACUUGCACACCCACGUCUCGGGCUCGCUGCCGUUCGGCGUGCCAGCCUCCAUCCUGGAGAGCAGCGACCUGGGGGAGGUGCAGCCUCUGGCUGCGGACAGGGAGGCUGGGGAUGGCCACCGGCUCGGAGCCUUCCUCCUCAAGGAGGAUGAGCAUCCGCUGGAGCAUCCGGGCUGCAGCGACCUGGAGCCUCUACAGAUCAGCCAGCUCUCCCUCAUCUCCAAGGACCGCGAACCGGUGGAGUUGAACUGUAACUUUUCUUUCUCAAGAAAAAGAAAAAUCAGUUGCACCAUCUGCGGCCGCACGUUUUUCCGGAAGAGCCAGCUGCUCGAACACAUGUACACACACAGGGGGAAACAGCACAAAUAUGGCCGCAGCCAGCAACUGGAGAGCCCCGUGACCCCCAGGUUUCAUCCUUACUGUGACAGGGAGGGCAUGGGGAAGAGCUCCAGCUUAUCCCAAGACCACUUAGAUGAAUGUAUACUGGAGUCGGAUCUCAUCCAAGAAAGUGUUGAUACGAUCCUGGUAGAGUAGUUCUCCCCCUGUGUAGCCUUUAGAUGCUGAAACUCUGGAUAUUUUGGCAUUUUCCACUUAGUAAGUGGCUGCUCUCUGCAGCUGAUUUUCUUCAAGCACCAUUCCCGUCACCUCUGAGAUAACUGUGAAGAACUGCGUACUUCAAUUUGUGUACUUGCUUUUUUACUUCCCUUAACUUUUAAACUAAUUCCCAUCUAAGUCCUUUUUGGAAGCCUCCAUGUAACUCAGUUACAUUUUUCGUAAAUGCAAACUUACUCCUGCUCUGCUUUACUAGCGUUAAGACUGCAUUGCUGGGUGUGAAGUUUAAGCAUCGUCUAGUAUGCUGUGCAGUGCCUAGGACUGUUUGUAUCCUGUAGAAUCACUCUUCUGACCCUAGAUGGAGGGAAAUGUAGAGGGAAAUAUGUACUGUGUUUCCCAAACAGUUUGUUUUUAAUUAAAAUAAAUAUCUCAAGGAGAUGAAUCCUGAAGUUCGUGUUGUAUAACUGCAGUUAAUAAAUCUCUGCAUAAAUACA